AUGGGUGCUAUUCGAAAAUUUCCCCACCCCGAUCGACGACAAAGCUUUCGAAGUCGACUGCAGCGUGCGUUAUCCUUGUCAUCCUCCGAGUCCGAAGGUCACCGAAGCCCGUCAAGAUCAGCUGCAGAUGAUACCACAGAAGAAGAAGAGUACCAUCAGGAAGAGAACGACUUCCCCAGUCACCAGCGAGGGGACAGCCCGGUGGGUAGUAUCGAGGAAGAUGCGCCACACGACUGGAAUACGGGGCGAGAUCUACAAAAGGAGCUGGAGAUACCGCGACAGAGUGAUGUCUCUGGGAACUGCAACAUGAUCGCCUUCCAAUGCAUCGCAGAACUCGACACCCGAAUGAAGUCAGUCAUGCUGCCUUCGGAAGCCAAAUAUAUCGCUAAUAUCAUUUUCAGGUCUCUGCAGAAUUCACUGAGCAACCAAACCAACUGGAAUGAAACUAUCCGCAGUGAUCUGGAAGAGAUUCGAAGUCGGUUGGCGGUUGUGGAGGCAGCUAUAGAGAUGACGGCCAAAGAGGAGAAGAACACUACGGUAGAGGGUAAAACGACCGGACGAAGGCGUCGUUCCUAG
Messenger RNA from Penicillium cinerascens, 576 nucleotides. RefSeq lists its product as uncharacterized. The transcript is spliced from 2 exons. The record is from RefSeq and is a predicted model, not a curated record. Bases 1 to 576 code for a protein of 191 amino acids. NCBI's taxonomy places the organism in Eukaryota, Fungi, Ascomycota, Eurotiomycetes, Eurotiales, Aspergillaceae.